This is a messenger RNA of Fraxinus pennsylvanica, 435 nucleotides long. Lineage: Eukaryota; Viridiplantae; Streptophyta; Magnoliopsida; Lamiales; Oleaceae. The record is from the annotation of a GenBank genome assembly.
AUGGGCGUUUUGCGCCGUCACCACCACCACCAAAGUACAAUCUCAUUUGCUACAAUAGCUUUUCUUCUACUUACUUCAGUUUCAGCUUUUAGCCUAAACCCUGCUCGUCAAUUCACUUUUGGUGUGAGAAAGAUCAAAGAGGAAGUGAUGGAGCGAGUUCUGAGUCGGAGGCGACUCGGUGGCCCAGGAUCAUCGCCACCCACCUGUAGAUCCAAGUGUGGAAAGUGUUUACCAUGCAAACCAGUGCAUGUUCCAAUUCAUCCAGGAUUCAUUCCGGCGGCGGAUCUUGAUGAUUGGAAACCAGAAACAGAAGCUGCAGCCGCUCGUCCAGCACCGUCACUGCUCCCCCUCUGCCGGACCGCCUCUACUCUCCCUCACCGCCACCGGCUCCACUGCGUGCAGCGGUCCGCUCCGCCCCUUCUAAAAGCAAUUUAA